GUGGCGGCGACCGUCAGUUUUCGCUGAGGAGAAACACGAAAGGGACCCGUUGGCUCUCCCCCCCUCCCUUUCCCCGCCCUGAACCCCCCUCCUGGCUCGCCGGGAAUUAGUCCCCGUGGAGUUUCUCCUCCGCCUUGCCGCCGUGUCCUUGGUCCUCGGUCUGGUGGAAGUCACUGCCCUCGAGGAGGAGGCAGCGGCAGCCGCCCUCGCCUCGCCGCCCCCGGUUCGGUGCCCGCGGUCCCGGAGAGGAGGUGCCGCCGCCACCGCCGCUCCCCCCCUCCCGCUGCCCUCGGGCCGGGCUGGGUCGAGCUGCGAUGCCCUCGGACUUCAUCUCAUUGCUCAGCGCGGACCUAGACCUGGAGUCGCCCAAGUCCCUGUACUCGCGAGAUUCUCUGAAGUUACACCCAUCACAGAAUUUUCAUAGAGCUGGACUAUUGGAAGAAUCUGUCUAUGAUCUUCUUCCAAAGGAGUUACAGUUACCUCCAUCUAGAGAAACAUCUGUAGCAUCAAUGAGUCAGACAAGCGGUGGUGAGGCAGGCUCGCCUCCUCCAGCUGUAGUUGCUGCUGAUGCUUCUUCAGCUCCCUCCUCUUCCUCCAUGGGCGGUGCUUGCAGCUCCUUUACCACCUCUUCCAGCCCUACCAUUUAUUCUACCUCAGUCACCGACAGCAAGGCUAUGCAAGUGGAGAGCUGCUCCUCAGCCUUGGGGGUAAGUAACAGAGGGGUAAGUGAAAAGCAGUUAACCAGUAACACAGUUCAGCAGCAUCCAUCAACACCGAAGAGGCACACAGUCUUGUACAUCUCACCACCACCUGAGGACUUGCUGGAUAACAGUCGGAUGUCCUGCCAGGAUGAGGGGUGUGGAUUGGAAUCUGAGCAGAGCUGCAGUAUGUGGAUGGAGGAUUCCCCCUCCAACUUCAGUAACAUGAGCACCAGUUCCUACAAUGAUAACACUGAGGUACCUCGUAAAUCACGAAAACGAAAUCCAAAGCAGAGGCCGGGGGUCAAACGACGAGAUUGUGAAGAAUCUAAUAUGGAUAUAUUUGAUGCCGACAGUGCCAAAGCACCUCACUAUGUGCUUUCUCAGCUUACCACGGACAACAAAGGCAACUCAAAAGCAGGAAAUGGAACAUUGGAAAACCAAAAAGGAACUGGAGUAAAGAAGAGCCCUAUGUUGUGUGGACAGUAUCCUGUUAAAAGUGAGGGAAAGGAGCUGAAGAUAGUAGUACAACCUGAGACCCAGCACCGAGCUCGGUACCUGACUGAGGGUAGCCGUGGCUCAGUAAAGGAUAGAACACAGCAAGGCUUUCCUACAGUAAAGCUGGAAGGCCAUAAUGAGCCAGUAGUGUUGCAGGUGUUUGUGGGCAAUGACUCUGGUCGAGUGAAACCACAUGGAUUUUAUCAGGCCUGCAGGGUAACUGGACGAAAUACAACUCCCUGCAAAGAAGUGGACAUUGAAGGCACUACCGUUAUAGAAGUUGGCCUUGAUCCGAGCAACAACAUGACACUAGCGGUGGACUGCGUAGGGAUAUUGAAAUUGAGAAAUGCUGAUGUGGAAGCCAGAAUAGGAAUUGCUGGUUCCAAGAAAAAAAGCACUCGUGCCAGAUUGGUUUUUCGAGUUAAUAUCACAAGGAAAGAUGGCUCCACUUUGACACUGCAAACACCCUCUUCUCCAAUUUUAUGUACUCAGCCAGCAGGAGUGCCAGAAAUCUUAAAGAAAAGCUUGCAUAGCUGUUCAGUGAAAGGAGAGGAAGAAGUAUUUUUAAUCGGCAAGAACUUUCUGAAAGGAACUAAAGUUAUUUUCCAAGAGAAUGUUUCUGAUGAAAACUCUUGGAAGUCAGAAGCUGAAAUCGACAUGGAAUUAUUUCAUCAGAAUCAUCUUAUUGUGAAGGUUCCCCCGUAUCAUGACCAACAUAUAACUUUGCCAGUAUCAGUGGGAAUAUAUGUAGUGACCAAUGCUGGAAGAUCUCAUGAUGUUCAGCCUUUCACUUACACUCCAGACCCAGCUAGUGCUUUGAAUGUAAAUGUGAAGAAGGAAAUAUCUAGUCCGGCGAGACCUUGCUCUUUUGAAGAGGCUAUGAAAGUGAUGAAAACUACUGGAUGUAACUUAGAUAAGGUAAAUAUUCUUCCUAAUGCUCUGAUCACUCCACUCAUAUCAAGCAGUAUGAUUAAGAGUGAAGAUGUUACUCCAAUGGAAGUAACAGCAGAAAAAAGAUCUUCUCCUAUUUUUAAGACUACAAAGACAGUUGGAUCAACUCAACAAACAUUAGAAAAUAUCUCUAACAUAGCAGGAAAUGGGUCUUUUUCAUCAUCAUCAUCUUCCCAUUUACCUUCUGAAAAUGAAACGCAACAGCAGAUUCAGCCCAAGGCAUACAACCCAGAGACCCUGACAACUAUCCAAACACAGGACAUUUCACAGCCUGGUACCUUUCCAGCAGUUUCUGCUUCUAGUCAGCUGCCCAACAGUGAUGCACUACUGCAGCAGGCUACACAGUUUCAGACAAGAGAAGCUCAAUCUAGAGAGGUAUUACAGUCAGAUGGUACAGUGGUUAAUUUGUCACACCUGACUGAGGCAUCACAGCAACAGCAGCAGUCACCACUACAAGAACAAGCGCAGACUUUACAGCAGCAGAUCUCAUCAAAUAUUUUUCCAUCACCAAAUGGUGUGAGUCAGCUGCAGAGUACAAUUCAGCAGUUGCAAGCAGGAAGUUUUACAGGCAGUACUGCUAGUGGCAGCAGUGGAAAUGUUGAUUUGGUCCAACAAGUUUUAGAGGCACAACAACAGUUAUCUUCAGUUUUGUUUUCUGCUCCAGAUGGUAAUGAGAAUGUUCAAGAACGGCUUAGUGCAGACAUUUUUCAACAAGUCAGUCAAAUUCAAAAUAGCGUAAGCCCUGGAAUGUUUUCCUCAACAGAACCAGCAGUCCAUACCAGACCAGAUAAUUUAAUAGCUGGAAGAGCUGAAAGUGUUCACCCACAGACUGAAAACACGUUAUCUAAUCAACAACAGCAGCAGCAGCAACAGCAAGUGAUGGAAUCAUCAGCUGCAAUGGUGAUGGAGAUGCAACAGAGUAUCUGUCAGGCAGCUGCCCAGAUUCAGUCAGAGUUAUUUCCUUCAACUGCUUCAGCAAAUGGAAACCUUCAGCAAUCUCCAGUUUACCAGCAGACUUCUCAUAUGAUGAGUGCAUUAUCUACCAAUGAGGACAUGCAAAUGCAAUGUGAAUUGUUUUCUUCUCCUCCUGCAGUUUCUGGAAAUGAAACUACUACAACCACCACACAGCAGGUUGCAAACCCUGGCACUACCAUGUUUCAGACAUCAGGUUCAGGAGAUGGAGAAGAAACUGGAGCACAAGCAAAACAGAUUCAGAACAGUGUCUUUCAGACCAUGGUCCAAAUGCAACAUAGUGGAGACAAUCAACCUCAAGUUAACCUUUUUUCAUCUACAAAGAGUAUGAUGAGUGUUCAGAAUAGUGGUAGCCAGCAACAAGGUAAUGGUUUAUUCCAGCAAAGUAAUGAGAUGAUGUCACUCCAAUCUGGGAAUUUUUUGCAGCAGUCUUCUCAUUCACAGACUCAGCUUUUUCAUCCUCAAAAUCCUAUUGCUGAUGCUCAGAACCUUUCCCAGGAAACUCAAGGUUCUAUUUUUCAUAAUCCAAGUCCUAUUGUUCAUAGUCAGACUUCUACAACUUCCUCUGAACAAAUGCAGCCUCCAAUGUUUCACUCUCAAAGUACCAUGGCUGUGCUACAGGGCUCUACUGUUCCUCAAGACCAGCAGUCAGCCAACAUAUUUCUUUCUCAGAGUCCAAUGAAUAAUCUUCAAACUAACACAGUAGCCCAAGAAGAACAGAUUUCAUUUUUUGCGGCUCAGAACUCAAUUUCUCCACUUCAGUCAACGUCAAACACUGAACAGCAAGCUGCAUUCCAACAGCAGUCUCCAAUAUCACACAUCCAGACCCCUAUGCUUUCCCAAGAACAGGCACAACCCUCCCAGCAAGGUCUUUUUCAGCCUCAGGUGUCCCUGGGCUCGCUUCCUCCUAAUCCAAUGCCUCAAAACCAACAAGGAACAAUAUUCCAGUCACAGCACUCAAUAGUUGCCAUCCAGAGUAACUCUCCAUCCCAGGAGCAGCAGCAACAGCAGCAGCAACAGCAGCAGCAACAACAGCAGCAACAGCAGAGCAUUUUAUUCAGUAAUCAGAAUACCAUGGCUACAAUGGCAUCUCAAAAGCAACCACCACCAAAUAUGAUAUUCAAUCCAAGUCAAAAUCCAAUGGCUAAUCAGGAGCAACAGAACCAGUCAAUUUUUCACCAACAAAAUAAUAUGGCCCCAAUGAAUCAAGAGCAGCAGCCCAUGCAAUUUCAGAACCAACCCACAGUUUCUUCACUUCAGAACCCAGGUCCUACCCAAUCUGAAUCAUCACAGACCUCCUUAUUCCAUAGCUCUCCUCAGAUUCAGUUGGUUCAAGGGUCACCCAGUUCUCAAGAGCAGCAAGUAACGCUCUUCCUCUCUCCAGCAUCCAUGUCUGCAUUGCAGACCAGUAUAAACCAACAAGACAUGCAACAGUCUCCUCUUUAUUCCCCUCAGAACAAUAUGCCUGGAAUCCAAGGAGCCACAUCUUCCCCUCAACCACAGGCUACUUUAUUUCACAACACUACAGGAGGCACAAUGAACCAAUUACAGAGUUCUCCUGGCUCAUCUCAACAGACUUCAGGAAUGUUCUUAUUUGGCAUUCAAAAUAACUGUAGUCAGCUUUUAACUUCUGGACCAGCUACAUUGCCAGAUCAGUUGAUGGCCAUAAGUCAGCCAGGCCAACCACAAAAUGAGGGCCAGCCACCUGUGACAACACUUCUUUCUCAGCAAAUGCCAGAGAAUUCUCCACUGGCAUCCUCUAUAAACACCAACCAGAACAUUGAAAAGAUGGAUUUGCUUGUUUCGUUGCAAAACCAAGGGAACAACUUGACUGGCUCCUUUUAACUGGAUGAAAUUCCAUGAAGAAAAUCCUGAUUCCAAGAUGUCCUGAGAUCUUGUGAUUUCAUGAGGAUUAUUGAACUGUUACUUUAAAAACAAAACAAAAUAUGAACAACUGUGAUUGAGUAAAUGGACAGAUUUUACUCUGACUGCAAAAGAGCACACCUAUGCUGCCUGUUGCAGUGAUUAGCCACCAUGAUUAACAUCUUCAUAUUUUAUAUUCCUAAUAACAGUGAUGACUGAGAAUCUAUUUGAGUUUCCAGCUGACAGAAUUAAUUGUUGCUAUUUUCCUAGGCACUAUUUCUUUAAAAGUUCAGUUUAAAUUCAAAAGCUGGACUGCUCAGUUAUUAUUGCUAUUAGGAAAUAAUUCAUAUUGUCAUGUUUACUUUUGUUCUUCACUAUUUUCUUUCCUGCGUUGGUCUAGUCAAGUAAGGCUUUUGAAAAAGGAAAGUUCAAAUAAUAACUAAGGCUGUGAUUUUUCAAUAUAAAAAGCACAGCUGUUGGCCAAAGAGAGGGAAUAUUUUUUUCAGUUUUUAUGGAGAAACUGAAGGGGUAACAUUCUGACAAGUAAGCUGUAUUAAGAGCUCUACACAGAUAAGAGGCCUCUUUGUUUAUCACAAAGGCAGACAACACACAAACUGGGAACAGCUGGAAUGCUAUGUUUUUAUUUUUCAGAGUUGUUGGUUCUCUGUAUCUCUGUUAAGGGGUUUAGCCAUAACUGUGCAUAGAAAAAUAGUUAUCUUGCUCUAUAAAAAAUGAAGGGGAUAAUAUGUGGUAAAUUAUGUUCUGAUAUUCUCCUACAAUAGUUUAAACUGACAGUAAUUUGAGUCUGUUUUAUUCUUAACCCAAUCUUGGGCCAGCGUUCCCUUUUUAUAUUCAUCUAUAUUCUUCUUCCCCUCCUUUUCACUUUAUUUUAGACAAUUAGUAAUAUACUACUAGCUUUGUGACCCUGUAGCAACUUAAAGAAAAAGGCCACUUUGAUCUGGGGUGGUAACCCAGCAACUCCUGCAGCACAGGUGGGGACGGAGCGGGGAGGGAGUGCCCUUUCAGGAAUGAGGGGAGCUGAUUCCUGAGAAACAAGAAGCAAUGCAUUUUUUUCCACGAACGGUGCUGUUCUGAAGUCUUCAAAUUUUUCCCUCUAAUAAGAAACAGUGUAAAUUUUAAGUUAAAAAAAAAAAUUCAAAGUAAAAUUUCUUGAAACAGCACUUCUCCCUGAGCUGCAGUGAGUGUAAUUCACUUGUCACCUCAGUGCUUUACAGUUUGAAGUGGUCACUUAUCUGAUGGUUCCCACAAGCCUUAGGCUUUACAGGGUCAUAUCAUUGACUUAAAAUGAAGAGUUAACUUGUGUUACAUCUAUAGAGAGCAAAAUAACACACUCCAGAACUUGCAGUUGUAGCAUUAGUUACAAAGUUUUGGGUGUUCUUGCCACCCAUGGGAUGCCUGCUUCUCACUACAACCUGUUGUCUGGACACAUGCUUAUGUCUUGUUUUCCUUUUGGCAUGUAGAAAGCUGUCAAUACAGUUUAAGGCCAAAUUGUGUGUGGCUUCUAUAUGUAGAUAAGAAGUUUUGGUAUUCUUGUCCAUUUCAUUUAUUUUGUAAGUGUACAAAAAAUAGCCUGUUAAUUGUUUGUUGAAGGCUACUUUUCUGUUUGUUUUUUUAUUUUUAUUUUUCUAUCCUAUAUAUUUAGUUGAACUUUGUGGAAUUGUGGUAUUGGUUUUGUUUAUACAGCCAGAUUUUUCCCCCUUUUUUGUGAUGGUCUUCCUUGGUUCUUUGAAUGUGUUCUCCUUUUAAUUUGUUUUUUCUCUUUGUUCUCAUCUAUUCUUCCCUCCACUCCCAGCCCUUUCUUUCUCUCUCUGAUUGAGAGGCAUUGAAUUACGUUUUCAGUAGUACAGGCUUCUUGCCGAUAUGAAGGGAACUUUUCAGAAAGAGACC
Ceratotherium simum simum (southern white rhinoceros) is the source of this 6890-nucleotide messenger RNA. The record is from RefSeq and is a predicted model, not a curated record. NCBI's taxonomy places the organism in Eukaryota, Metazoa, Chordata, Mammalia, Perissodactyla, Rhinocerotidae.